Molecule: messenger RNA, 1913 nt
Organism: Nyctereutes procyonoides (raccoon dog)
Lineage: Eukaryota; Metazoa; Chordata; Mammalia; Carnivora; Canidae
Gene: REC8
Product: REC8 meiotic recombination protein
Exons: 19
Coding region: 85-1848 (587 amino acids)
Biological process (GO): synaptonemal complex assembly; mitotic sister chromatid cohesion; replication-born double-strand break repair via sister chromatid exchange
Cellular component (GO): cohesin complex; synaptonemal complex
Molecular function (GO): protein binding; chromatin binding
Source: RefSeq, a predicted model, not a curated record
AAGCCCAGUGCCACGAAGGAUUCAGAUCGAGAUCGAGAUCCAGCGGAGGAGUGGUGGGGACGAGGGUGAAAGCCCGGCGGGACGAUGUUCUACUAUCCCAACGUGCUUCAGCGCCACACUGGCUGCUUCGCCACCAUCUGGCUGGCAGCGACCCGCGGCAGCCGGUUGGUGAAGCGCGAGUAUCUGAAGGUGAACGUGGUGAAGACCUGCGAGGAAAUCCUGGAUUAUGUGCUGGUACGAGUGCAGCCCCCGCAGCCCGGCCAGCCGCGGCCCCGCUUCUCCCUGUAUCUGUCAGCCCAGCUGCAGAUCGGCGUGAUCCGCGUCUACACUCAACAAUGCCAGUACCUCGUAGAGGACAUCCAGCACAUCCUGGAGCGCCUGCACCGUGCCCAGAUGCAGAUCCGCAUUGAUAUGGUGGACACUGACCUACCCAGCCUGCUGCUUCCUAACCACCUGGCCAUGAUGGAGACCCUGGAAGAUGCUCCAGACCCCUUUUUUGGGUUGAUGUCUGUGGAUCCCACACUUCCCAGCCCCUUCAGUAUCCCUCAGAUUCGACACCUCCUAGAGGCUGCAACCCCAGAGAAAGUUCUUGAGGAGGCCCCUCCUGAAGUCCCCAUGGAGCCUCCGAAGCCAGACAGGAUCCCGGUCACUGUGCUGUCUCCAGAGGCCAUCACCCUCCAGGAGGCGGAGCCAAUCCGCAUGCUGCACAUCGAGGGUGAACAGGACCUCCCAGAGAUCAGCCGCCGAGACCUGGACCUGCUGAUUGCCGAGGAAGACGAAGCUAUCUUGUUAGAGGAGCGGCUAGGCAGGCCUCUCCGGCCUCGUAGGGCCCCUCCGCCAGUGGAUGUGUCCAAGGAGGAGCCCCGGGCUCUUGAGGGGGAGGCCGAAGUACCCCCACUCUCACCUGCAGCUCUCACACUGGUGGAAGGGGUUGCAGAGCCACUUCCUGUCCUGGUCCCGGAGGAGCUGAAGCCAGCAGGCUGGGAGCCUGAGGCCCUACCUACUGAGGUGACCCCUCCUCUGGAGCUGCGUCUGCCAGCCCCCCUCAGCCCAGAGAGGCGGCCUCCAGUGCCCCCACGUCCUAGGAUCCCACCCGCUCGUCGCCGCCGCCGCCAAUUAUUGUUCUGGGACAAGGAGACUCAGAUCUCCCGGGAGAAAUUCCAGGAACAACUGCAAACCAGAGCCCACUGCUGGGAGUGUCCAAAGGUGCAGCCUCUGGAGAGGACCAUCAGAAGCCCCACAGAGCUAUUCCAAACCCCGACUCACUCUGGCUGGCUGCCCCCAGAACUGCUGGCUCUCUGGACCCACUGUGCGCAGCCACCCCUCGGAGCACUCAGGCGAAGGCCACCUCUGGAGCCUGAGGAGGAAGAAAGGAGGAUGGAAACCCCAAGUGAUAUUGAGGUCCUGAGAGAGGCCCAGGAGCCCAGUGGGCCCCUCAUGCUGUCUUCAGAGCUCUCUCUAGAAACGGCUGAGGAAGAGAAGUCCCGUGCCAGCCUCAUCCCCCCGGAAGAACGGUGGGCCUGGGCUGAGGCAGAGCAGCCAGAGGCCCCUGUGUUGCCUGUGGUGCCUGAGGUCCCUGAAAUGCCCCUGGAGUUGCCUUUGGAGCUGCCCCCAGAGCCCAAGUUGCUGUCGCUGGAGGCCGUGUACAGGGCUGUAGCCCAGGAGCUGCAGGCCAACAGGGAGCCUGAUUUCAGCAGCCUGCUGUCCCCCUUCAGCCCCCGCUGGAUGGCCGCCCGGGUCUUUUACUUGCUUCUGGUGCUUGCAGCCCAACAGAUCCUUCGCCUGGAGCAAGAGAAACCAUACGGGCGCCUCCUGAUCCGGCUGGGGCCUCGAUUCCAUUGUGGUUAGAACUAAUUAUAAAGCCACCGGGAAAUUGGCUAUAUUAAACUACGUCUUCCUGCCUCUGUUCUCAA